AUGGCAUUGACAACGAGAAGCGCAACAACGGCGGCGUGUAGCAGCUGUAGGCAAUGGAUCUUACGAUCAUUCAUCGCCAGCAUUGGUGGGACAGCAGCAGCACCACGCCAUCAACGACGGACAUUCGCCGCAUCGACAACGAGAUGGCGAGAGGAGCAUGCCUUGAACGAUAUCAACACCGGGUUCUCGGCUGCCCCCAGGAGACGACUGAAUGAUAACGAUCCUAUUCAAGGAUCGACUCCAGUGAGAUCCAAGAGCCGUGAGGAAGUGCACGAGUACGAAGUCACGGGCGAGCAACUGCAAGAGAUGCAGGAAUUGGAGGAAGCCAUCGCCAAGGAGCAAGCACAAGCGAAGGCGCAGCGGAGGGCGGAAAGGGCGGCAAAGGAAGACAGUGAGGAUGUCGAAGGAAAUGCAGCAACCGAACAGACGGAGCAUGUCCCCUGGUAUCUCCAAGUCCAGUCGCCUCUUCCACCGACAGAGUCCAGCUUAUCUGCUCGUCAACGGAUACCAGACCUCCCAUCCCACCCUCCUAGCCUCCUCGAGCCCCUUCUGCAGCAGGUCUCCGUCGACCUGGGCAUGGACGACCUUACACUUCUCGAUCUGCGCGAGCUAGAUCCUCCGCCAGCCCUAGGUGCCAAUCUCUUUAUGCUUAUAGGAACAGCGCGCUCGGAAAAGCAUCUACAUGUUUCCGCAGACAAACUCUGCAGAUGGUUGCGCUCGAAUCAUAAUCUCACACCCUUCGCAGAUGGCCUGCUUGGACGACAGGAGCUCAAAGUCAAGCUUCGACGAAGAGCGAAGCGAGCUCGGCUGAUGAGUGCAGUGGGCGCGAAGGGCACGAACGAUACAGAGCUCGACGAAGGCAUCAGGACAGGUUGGGUUUGCGUCAAUAUUGGCAGGAUCGAAGGAGGAGAGUUGCCGAAGACAGAAGCUGAGAUUGAAGCAGAGAGCAAGAUUGUAGGGUUUGGAACAAGGACAACUGGCUGUCAUGUUGUUGUGCAAUUGAUGACAGAAGAGAAGCGAGGAGAGCUAGACUUGGAGAAACUUUGGACAGGCAUGUUAAACAGAAGUCGCAAAGCGAAAGAAGAAUUGUUCAGGAAGGAGGAAGAAGAGCCGACCAUUGCCGAAGAGGCACAGACUACACGAAACCACGAAGACACGGAGAGGAAAGCGGUGGGUGAUACUGUGCUGUUUUCGCCACCGCAUGUGGGAUCUCGCGAAACACACCAAGAGGCUCGAAUAUGA
Cercospora beticola is the source of this 1242-nucleotide messenger RNA. RefSeq names its product Atp25p (gene ATP25). Gene Ontology annotation, biological process: mRNA stabilization; mitochondrial gene expression. NCBI's taxonomy places the organism in Eukaryota, Fungi, Ascomycota, Dothideomycetes, Mycosphaerellales, Mycosphaerellaceae. Gene Ontology annotation, cellular component: mitochondrion. The record is from RefSeq and is a predicted model, not a curated record.